AUGGGUAGCUGUUGUAGCUGUCCAGAUAAAGAAACUGUCCCAGAUAACCAUCGAAACAAGUUUAAGGUUAUUAAUGUGGAUGAUGAUGGCAAUGAACUGGGUUCUGGCAUAAUGGAACUUACAGAUACAGAAUUAAUUUUGUACACCCGUAAGAGGGACUCUGUCAAAUGGCACUACCUCUGUCUCCGUCGCUAUGGCUAUGACUCAAAUCUCUUCUCCUUUGAAAGUGGCCGAAGGUGUCAAACUGGACAAGGAAUCUUUGCCUUUAAAUGUGCCCGUGCAGAAGAGCUAUUUAAUAUGUUGCAAGAGAUAAUGCAGAAUAAUAGUAUAAAUGUGGUAGAAGAACCAGUAGUAGAAAGGAAUAAUCAUCAAACUGAGUUGGAAGCUCCAAGAACUCCUAGAACACCUACCACUCCUGGGUUCAAUGCACAAAGUUUACCUAAUGGCUAUCCAAGAUAUCCAUCUUUUGGAGAUGCUUCAUCCCAUCCAUCCAGCAGGCAUCCUUCUGUCGGAAGCGCACGCCUCCCCUCUGUCGGUGAAGAAUCAACUCAUCCCUUACUUGUAGCAGAGGAGCAAGUGCACACUUAUGUCAACACUACUGGGGUACAAGAGGAAAGAAAAAACCGAUCAAGUGUGCACGUGCCACUGGAAUCAAAGCUUUCAAACCCUGAAACAACUAAAGUGAAAGAAGAGCAGAUGUGUACUGAUGACAGAGAUGCUCAGGUUCUCCUGGAGCCUGAAGGAGUCAAGUUUGUUUUAGGACCAACACCUGUUCAAAGGCAAUUAAUGGAAAGAGAGAAACUGGAGCAACUUGGGAGAGACCAAGUUAGCGGCAGCAGCACAAACAACACUGAAUGGGACACUGGGUACGACAGUGAUGAACGUAGAGAAACACCAUCUGGUAAUAAAUUGGUGUAUGAAAAUAUAAAUAGGUUAUCAAUCCCUAGUGCCUCAGGGGUCAGGAGAGGUCGUUUGACAUCAACCAGUACCUCAGACACCCAGAACAUUAACAACUCUGCUCAGAGAAGAACUGCGCUGUUGAACUAUGAGAACUUGCCAUCCUUGCCUCCUGUUUGGGAAGCCCGCAAGCUGAGCAGAGAUGACGACGACAGUUUAGGACCAAAGACCCCAUCUCUGAAUGGCUACCACAAUAAUCUAGAUCCAAUGCAUAAUUAUGUCAACACAGAGAAUGUAACAGUACCAGCAAGUGCUCAUAAAGUAGAAUUCCCACGGCGUCGGGACUGUACCCCGACAGUCUUUAACUUUGACAUUAGGCGUCCGAGCUUGGAACACAGGCAGCUCAACUACAUACAGGUUGACUUGGAAGGUGGCAGUGACUCCGACAACCCUCAGACUCCGAAAACCCCCACCACUCCACUUCCACAGACCCCAACCAGGCGCACAGAGCUGUAUGCUGUGAUAGACAUUGAAAGAACUGCUGCUAUGUCGAGCUUGCAAAAAGCACUGCCACGAGACGAUGGUACUUCUAGGAAAACUAGACAUAACAGCACUGACCUGCCUAUGUGA
Indicator indicator is the source of this 1527-nucleotide messenger RNA. RefSeq names its product fibroblast growth factor receptor substrate 2 (gene FRS2). Bases 1 to 1527 code for a protein of 508 amino acids. The transcript has 5 exons. Gene Ontology annotation, biological process: cell surface receptor protein tyrosine kinase signaling pathway. Gene Ontology annotation, cellular component: cell-cell junction; cytoplasm. Lineage: Eukaryota; Metazoa; Chordata; Aves; Piciformes; Indicatoridae. The record is from RefSeq and is a predicted model, not a curated record.